CGCGAGUAUCUUUGGAUCAAUCUUUCGGCCUUUGCUGCAUCCAUCGCUUCCGGCACUGAACGCGCAUCGGGGAAGGCUCGCAGUGGAGCCCACGAACCACAAUGUCAAGCUUUCGGAAAAGGAGAAAAACAGGAUGCUUGACAUGUCGCCAGAGACGUGUCAAAUGUGACGAGCGUAAGCCGACAUGUGAGCGAUGUGAGGCUUCGAAUAUCCACUGCGCGGGAUACGAGCGGAUGCGAUAUAUCGAUGUCCGGCAUCGACAACGGGGGGAAUCCCCUCUGACACCCUCGGACAGCGUGGCCCCGGCGGUGGUGCGGUCUGGAGUUUUACUGGCGCCUCACUUUGAAUGCGAAGGGCGGCCUCUGGUAGCGCUGCCGAACAACCCUACACCAGCACAGCGGCCGCACGCGAGGGCGCGCGACGUAUUGGCGUACCAUCAAUAUCUCUUCCGGACGGUCCACGUCUUGUUCCCAGCAUGCUAUCUCCGCUUCUGGCGCGACACCCUUUGCCAGGAAGCCUGGGAGUCGGAGUACAUCUACGACACGAUCACGGCACUCGGGUCAUUGCAUCGAGCGUCCUUACUUCUGGCUGGCUCGGAAGAGAACGCGAAGACCAGGGGCGCGGACACAAAGGUGACAGCAUUGCAGACGUACACCAUGGCUAUCCAGGGCCUAUCGAGACAACUGAAGUCCGAGCCACCGUCCUCAGAUCUCGUCAUUGCAGUCCUACUGUUGCUGGCUUAUUUCGAGUGCUUCAAUGGCAAUAUCCCAGCUGCCGUUCGUCAUUAUCAUCUCGCAAAGUACUUCUUCCUCCUCUGGUCGGAUCUCGAAAAAGAGGAAUCAGACUCCCUGCUACCGAUCGGAUCGGCGCUGCGGCACCUGAGCUUCGUCUGUCGGGUCGUACUUCCUCUUCCGAUCACCUUGUUCGGGGCGGAGAAUUCUUGCAGACUUCACCCGGACGAGAGACGACGCACCCGGGCUCUAGGAAAGGACAAGGAUGGAUCUCUCAUGGCCGAGUACAUGCAUCAGCUCCUUGACGUCUUCUCGGCCGAAGAGUACGUCGCAGAUCUGGUGUGGAGUCCGUUCGUGAAGGAUCUCGGGUCGAUCCCCAUGGAAAGGAUCAAAACGUUCCUCGAGGAAGUCGAAGACUGGAAGGACAGGUACAACGACUCGUCGCUAAAUUCGGUGGCUCAAAAAUAUCCCUCAGGCUUGAGUCGGCGGGAUGUUGACGGACUCCUCGUCAUGCCGCAGCAACGGAAACAACAACACACAUAUCAAUCAGCCUUGACUGCAGCGCUGUAUCACUUUUGCAUGGCGAGACUGAUGUGGGCUCUGGCUCGUAUAAGUGGGAACGAUGAAGCCUAUGAGCUUGCCACGUACUUUCAUGUCAGUGAAGUCUUGCACCUGUCGGAUUACGCGGAGAAAGGGGCUAUCGGCCGAGGUCGCGACCAGGACCAUUGGGUCUUCGGCGAAGCUGUUGACAUUGGGUUCUCUGCUAUGCUAUUUCUCUGCGGACUAUGCUGCCCUUGCAAUCUGUGGAGGGACUUCAUCACUGAACGUCUUCGACUGAUCGGUCGCGAGGGAUUGUUCAAUGGUCCCGCAUUUGCAACGGCGCUGACGGUGCUCCGAGGAUUUGAGCCGGUCUCGAAUAAUACUGCAGCUCUACAUUCGAGUAUGCUGGACCGGCUUGGUCCGCCACGAUCGCGCGCUGUUCCAUUGCUGUUCACCGAGAAGGAUGGACGCAACUACAGACUGUAUGUCCUUGGACCGUCGCCCGAUCGGGUUGACCCUGUCUUGGGAGAUUUCGAAGUGGUCUGUCAGGCUCAUUGGACCACGGAUGAGGACGGUGCGAUGAAGGAGCCGCUUGUUGAAGCGUUUGGCGGUGAUAUUGCUUCGCCGGGUAGCGCAGGACGGCCUACUUCGGAUUGGCUUUUGAGACAGCCGGUCAUUGGAGACUGGAUGGACACUUUCAGAAGUUCGGAGUUUGACGUCGAACUGGCCAUCCGUGAUCACGUCAACGGCGUACGGCUGUAGUUGGUGACAACUGCCGGAUAUCACGGAGGAUGCUGUGUUCACAAUUCCCUGUCUGUAUGAUUCUUUGGGCUCGGCUUGGCGAUAUCCUUCUCAGACACUCAGCUACCUAGAUGUAGUCGGCAAAAAGAUCGCAUACAGGUAUCGAGUCGAGGCAGAACAGGAUUCAGAAACCAAAAAUGGCAAAAACUCUUCCCACCAGGGUCUAGGGAACGGGUUCUCUAGACCGUGGAGGGGAGCCAAAACUCCCUGGUCGACGAUAGGUGGUUUUUUCGAUUCGGUUGGUGUGGUUGUUGAGUGUUGUUCGGCCGACCUAGUAAGUGCUCCGAUGGUUAGUUCUACGUUACGACUCGUGCCCCUUGGUAUCAUCGCCCCUCGGAGCAACAAGGUUCAACACAGGGGGACACGAGAAGGUAUGAGCAUUAGUUUAACGACAUUACGGUCGGAAUGGUGUCCGAACCGGGGUUCGAACCACACUCGUUACCGGCACGCCAGCUGAGCGAUCUCAGUUUGUCCUUGACAGUAAGGAAUGUUGACCACAAAUCGACCUCUCAAAUAUAUAACAGGACAAAAUGGAAGAAAUGGUACAGUCUGAUUGGCUGGCAGGGCGGGCGAGUGAGUGAAGACCGUUCAUUGUGGAUGUGGUGCAGUACGUGUGAAAAUGUAGGCGGUGUGUCUUGUGACUGAUAUUUCGAGGCUGGCUAUGAACAAGGCAGGAAAAAAGACCGCAACAGGUUUUAAGCCCGAACGGCGACCACAAACAACCUGGGAUAUUUCAGACACACCUUGCCAUCAAGCAAUGGAGGAUAUAAUUCUUCAAUCUUCUUCAGAUAUG
Molecule: messenger RNA, 2865 nt
Organism: Exophiala xenobiotica
Lineage: Eukaryota; Fungi; Ascomycota; Eurotiomycetes; Chaetothyriales; Herpotrichiellaceae
Exons: 2
Coding region: 102-2033 (643 amino acids)
Biological process (GO): regulation of DNA-templated transcription
Molecular function (GO): DNA-binding transcription factor activity, RNA polymerase II-specific; zinc ion binding
Source: RefSeq, a predicted model, not a curated record